AAUUUUAAAAAUGAUUUAAUUCUGAGUAAUCAUCUGAAAAGGUGGAUUAAUUAUAGGAUUGCGAUUAUUAUGAAGUUCCCGCACAAAAGCAGCUGAGUUUGACGGAGUAGGAGGGAAUCCUAGGGCUGCUCCGCCAGCAGAGGCGGUGGCGCGGCCGUAUGAAAAGCAGCGACACAUACGGGCUGCGGUGGCAGAAACUGGGGCCCGUACAAUAUAUCCAGCACCUGCAGACGUCCCUGCACCACUGCAGGUUGUUACUUCCAAGCAAAGCCCUCCAUAAUUAAUUCUCAUUUAUUUCUUCUCCUAACAAAAUUUAAUUUUAUUCCUACUUUGAUCUGCUUUUUUUCAAUGGUCUUAUCCUCUAUCUCAUCACCAUCCCAUCAUCUUAAUUUCAUUCACUUCCCCAUGUAAAAUUGUAAUUGACUCUAGUUACGGCAAAUCCGAUGUUAUUCUCGCAAAUUUUGAUUAUGAUAUUAAUACGUGAAUCUGAAUAUCUCCUCUGUAAAAUUUUGUAAUGAAAAAAGUUGAAAAGUCUUGUAUAAAGGGUAGAUAUGCUAUUUAGAGUGAAGUUUGCAUGGGUAGAGAGCUCAAAGAGAGGGAAAAAAGGGGUCAGAAUGCAAAUAAUGGAAAAAGAUAGUACUUGUACCCAUGUUUUCUAUUGAAUAAAAAAACAACCUUAUUUCUGCCAAAGAUAUGCUCAAGAUUUUCUUUCUUUAACUUUUUCCUCUUGUUUCGGCAGCCGUUUCUCUUCUGCUCCUACCUUUCUGAUUCUUGCACUCUUUUCAUUGUGCAUCUUGUUGUGCUUGAGAGUUGAGAGCGUAGAAGCAUACUCCGUGAGUGCGUGAGGUGGAGUUGAAAUGCAUAGCUUCAAGUCUGCUGUAACACAGGCUAUUGCUCUCACCAGCUCUGACGUGUAUUGCCAUUCUCAGUCACCCUUUUACCUCAGGGGUGAAGAAGGUGGUAGAAAUGGGGCACGCUUUUCGGAUCUUGGGGAGCUUGAGCAGUCUGCUGGAAAUGGGUUUCAUCAUGAUGAUGCGGUUAACUUAAGCAGAAGUUCCAUGUACAAUGAUUUGAAGGCAAGCAAUGUUUCUGUUGUGUCUAGUAACUUGCAGUUUGGUGGGCUCAACAACAGUUUGGGUUCAGCAGAGAUGGUUUCAUCAGCAACCGGUGUUGACUCAGGCCAGUUCAUGUCACACAAGGGGACAAUUGUGGGGCUCUGCGGUGGUGGCGGAGGCGGUGGUGGUGCUAUGGGAAAUGGUCAGUUUGAAAACUGGGGUGAUUCAGGGGUAGUGGCGGAUCACAGCCAGCAGACUGACACUUCUACAGACACGGAUGACAAAAACCAGUAUCCUGGAGUGCACAAUGAAAGAUUGAUGGGUGUGGACUCAAUGGACCAAUUGAAUGGGAAAAUCGGAGACCAAAAGGCAUUGCGUAGGCUAGCUCAGAAUCGUGAAGCGGCGAGGAAGAGCCGAAUGAGAAAAAAAGCCUACGUUCAACAGCUUGAGAAUAGUCGGUUAAAGCUCACACAACUAGAGCAGGAGCUGAAAAAAGUACGGCAGCAGGGGAUGUUUGCUGCAUCUGGCUUUCAUGCAGAUAAUUCUCUAGGUGGAAAUGGGGCUUUGGCAUUUGACAUAGAUUAUGCGAGAUGGCUUGAUGAACAUCAUCGACUGAUUAAUGAUCUCAGAACCGCUGUAAAUUCUCAUGUGGGUGACAGUGAACUCCGUCUUCUUGUUGAAGGCGUGAUGUCUCAUUAUGAUGAGAUAUUCCGGCUCAAGAGUGUUGGUGCAAAAUCGGAUGUCUUUCACAUGCUCUCUGGCAUGUGGAAGACUCCUGCUGAGAGGUGCUUCAUGUGGUUGGGCGGUUUUCGCUGCUCCGAGGUUCUCAAGAUACUCGGAAAUCAAAUCGAGCCUUUAACAGAUCAGCAGUUGGUGGCGAUGUGCAACUUGCAGCAAUCUUCCCAACAGGCUGAGGAUGCCUUGUCUCAAGGGAUGGAAGCUCUGCAACAAUCGCUCGUCGAGACACUUUCCUCAAACACCCUCGCCCCUCGUAACUCUGCCAACGUGGCCGACUACAUGGGGCAGAUGGCCAUUGCCAUGAGCAAGCUUGCCACACUUGAGAAUUUCCUUCAUCAGGCCGACCUCCUGAGACAGCAGACAUUGCAACAACUGCAACGAAUACUAACAACCCGUCAAGCUGCUCGUGCUCUUCUUGCCAUCAGUGAUUACAGAUCAAGGCUCCGGGCUCUGAGCUCUUUGUGGCUAGCACGCCCUAAGGAAUGAUCUCGUUUCUCAUGUUUGUCGUGGCUAGCAACGCCCUAACAUGCUCGAGCCCUUUGCCUACUCGUGGCUAGCAACGCCCUAACAUGCUCAACCCCUUUGCCUACUCACCAUGUAAGUAAAGCUUUUCCUAGUGAGACUAGCUUGUUGUUGAUCAGCAGCUUAGUGAAAACCUUAUUUCUGUAUCUAAGAAUCGUUUCCACUGCAAUUUAAUGAUUUUUCUUAA
This is a messenger RNA of Salvia miltiorrhiza (redroot sage), 2502 nucleotides long. RefSeq names its product transcription factor HBP-1b(c38)-like. Gene Ontology annotation, molecular function: DNA-binding transcription factor activity; sequence-specific DNA binding. Gene Ontology annotation, biological process: regulation of DNA-templated transcription; DNA-templated transcription. The record is from RefSeq and is a predicted model, not a curated record. The coding region runs from base 858 to 2279 and encodes 473 amino acids. The transcript has 11 exons. NCBI's taxonomy places the organism in Eukaryota, Viridiplantae, Streptophyta, Magnoliopsida, Lamiales, Lamiaceae.